Molecule: messenger RNA, 263 nt
Organism: Molossus molossus (Pallas's mastiff bat)
Lineage: Eukaryota; Metazoa; Chordata; Mammalia; Chiroptera; Molossidae
Product: ubiquitin-fold modifier 1-like
Exons: 1
Coding region: 6-263 (85 amino acids)
Biological process (GO): protein K69-linked ufmylation
Cellular component (GO): nucleus; cytoplasm
Source: RefSeq, a predicted model, not a curated record
CCAUUAUGUCAAAGGUUUCCUGUAAGAUCAUGCUGACGUCCAACCUGCAGCUGCUGUACAAAGUACUCAGUGUUCCAGAAAGUGCACCUUUCACAGCAGUCUUAAAAUUUGCAGCAGAAGAAUUUAAAGUUUCUGCAGCCACAAGUGCUAUUAUUAUCAUUGAUGGACUAGGAAUAAAUUCUGCACAGACUGCUAGAAAUGUUAUUCUAAAGCAUGGUUCAGAGCUGCAAAUUAUUAGUAGAGAUCAUGUUGGAAGUUGUUAA